AUGAGAAAUCUCAAAAUCUAUGAGAAAUUUCCGGAAGUAAAAGAAUUAAAGGAAGAUAUUAAAAAAAGAGAAGAAGAAAUAAGACAUCUGCAAUCUCCUGACUACAUAGAAAACUCAAUUCGAGUUAAGAAAUUAUACGAAGAAAAAAAGGAACUUGAUAAUAAAUACCAAACCAAAUUAGAUAAUUUGCAAACUCAAAAUCAAGACUUACAAAAGCAAGAAUUACUGAAAGUUUUUGACGGUCAGGAUAGAAUUAUGGAUGUAAGCAAAGGUCAAACCGGAAUGGGAAAAAGAGCUGACUUUCUCCAAGAGGUUUUAACCGAAACCGAGCCAAAAAAAGUUGCUGAAAGGGAUAUGGUAUUUCAUCAUGCUGACUAUGGUUUCAUUGUUGCCACUUGUGAAGGCGAUAAAAUCAUUAGGUCAGUUAAAACAACCGACCCACGAAAAAAGAUUUAUGUUAGCGGUGACAAUAUUAAUCUAUUCUUGGCAAUAAAGACCAUACGAGAACUAUUAAUCACCAAACAUAAUCUUAUGAAAACCGACAACUUGGUUAAUAAAGAAGAAAAACUAAAAAAAAUAGAGGAAUGGGCCAAUGAUAAAUUACCUAAAUAUAUAAUUGACUUACAAAAACAAUUAGAAAACCAAGAAAGUGCUGCUAAUGCGAUUAUUGAAAAAGCAGAAAAAAUAAAAAAAUUUAAGGAUGGAAUUUAUAAAUUAACAAUGAUUAACAUUAAUGAAGAAUUGAAAAAACUUCUAAAUUAG
Molecule: messenger RNA, 762 nt
Organism: Ambispora gerdemannii
Lineage: Eukaryota; Fungi; Glomeromycota; Glomeromycetes; Archaeosporales; Ambisporaceae
Source: the annotation of a GenBank genome assembly